Molecule: messenger RNA, 1263 nt
Organism: Debaryomyces hansenii CBS767
Lineage: Eukaryota; Fungi; Ascomycota; Pichiomycetes; Serinales; Debaryomycetaceae
Product: 2-(3-amino-3-carboxypropyl)histidine synthase
Exons: 1
Coding region: 1-1263 (420 amino acids)
Biological process (GO): protein histidyl modification to diphthamide
Molecular function (GO): 2-(3-amino-3-carboxypropyl)histidine synthase activity
Source: RefSeq, a predicted model, not a curated record
AUGGAGCCUAAACCAGAAGAAUUGGAGAAGAAGAAGGUUGUGAGGAGAAAGUUUAUAGGGAAAAGACUGUCGGUUAAAGGGGAUGAGGCAUCAUUAGUAAAGUCAGCUAACAAAACCAGACAUGUAGGAAGAGUAAUGAACCAAAUACCACAAGAAAUAUUGAAUGAUAAAGAUUUAAACGAAGCCAUCAGGUUAUUACCAUCUAACUAUAAUUUUGAAAUUCAUAAAACAGUUUGGAACAUUAAGAAAAAUGGUGCUAAACGGGUUGCAUUACAAAUGCCUGAGGGUCUAUUAAUAUAUUCACUUAUCAUUUCAGACAUUUUGGAACAAUUUUGUGAGGUUGAAACGGUCGUGAUGGGAGAUGUGUCUUAUGGUGCGUGUUGUAUUGAUGACUAUACCGCCAGAGCAUUAGACUGUGAUUUUAUUGUUCACUAUGCACAUUCAUGUUUGGUUCCGAUAGAUAUAACGGAUAUUAAAGUAUUGUAUGUUUUCGUAACUAUCAAUAUCGAUGAGCAACACUUGAUCAAUACCAUAAAGUUGAACUUUGAUAAGGGAUCACAAUUGGCAGUGUUUGGAACAAUUCAAUUUAAUCCAACAAUACAUAGUAUUAAAAGUAAACUUGAAAAUGAUGAAGAAAAGACCAUGUACUUGAUACCUCCACAGACUAUGCCACUAUCUAAAGGUGAAGUGCUAGGAUGUACUUCUGCAAGAUUAAAUAAGGAACAAAUCAAAGCAAUGAUAUAUAUAGGAGAUGGAAGGUUCCAUCUUGAAAGUUCAAUGAUCCACAACCCGGAAAUCCCAGCCUACAGAUAUGAUCCAUAUUCGAGAAAGUUUACCAAAGAAUAUUAUGAUCAAAAGCAAAUGAUCGAAGUACGGGAGGAUGCCGUCAAGAUUGCAUCAAAUGCCAAAAAGAUUGGUUUGAUCUUAGGGGCGCUAGGUAGACAAGGUAAUCCUGUAACUUUAAAUAAUUUGGAAACAAAAUUAUCUGCAAAAGGCAUACAAGUGGUCAAAAUUAUUCUCAGUGAAAUUUUCCCACAAAAACUAUCAAUGUUCAACGAUAUUGAUGCGUUUAUUCAAGUUGCAUGUCCAAGAUUGUCUAUCGAUUGGGGUUAUGCGUUCAACAAACCUUUAUUAACCCCAUAUGAAGCAAUGGUUAUGUUAGAAAACGAUACGAAAUGGAAUGAAACUUAUUAUCCUAUGGACUAUUAUUCUAAAGAAGGUUACGGUAGAGGGAAGGUACCUGAUCAUUCAAAUGUUAUUUAG